AGAAAUAUAUCACACUAAAAGUUGCAUCAUUCGAGGUCCGGAACAAAAGUGCUCAAUUUGUUUUUUUUAUAAUUUAAAAGAAAACAAAUUUUCUUUGUAAAAUGUCUGAUUUCGAAGAUUCGUCUGAUUAUCAUGAUUCUUUAAACUCUGAUAAUGAUUUUGAUUGGGGUCAUUAUAUUUAUAGUAGCCCUUUUUGCAAUUAUGAUUCUGAAAACAAUCACGAAUCAUCUGAUGAUUUGGAAACAAUUUUUAAUGAUGACGACAACAACAAUGAUGAAGAACAAGAAGAAGACCAUUACGGUUAUGGUGAUUCAGAUGAAUCAACUGAUGAAUCAACUGAAAUCGAUGACAAUGUUGAACAAAAUUCAAGUGAAGUAGAACAAGAAGAUACUUUUUUUUACGCUGUUGAUGACGAUGAUGAUGAUAAUCAGAGUGAUGGAAUGGAUGCAUCACGGAUGCAUCAUUUUUCUUUUUCUUCAAUUGAUAAUUCCAAUCAAUCAUCAAAUAUCGUUAAUAAUCAUGGAUCUAAUAAUGUUAUUAAUGAGGAUUCUUCUAAAAAUCAACAAACACAAACAGAUAUCAAAUAUUUGCCUGUGAAGAAUACGUGUUCAAUUUGUUUGGAAAAAUUUCGUCAGAAUCAACAGAAUGAUAAUAAUGAACAUGAUAUUGUAUGUUUACCUUGUGGUCAUAUUUUUGGUAAAAAAUGUAUUGAACAAUGGUUAGAUGAUUCAAGAUCGACUAAAUAUUGUCCAAUUUGUCGUACUCGUGCCAAUCUGGGUGAUAUUAUUAAAAUUUAUCUUGAAUUAAUCAAUACAACCAAUACAACAAUGGAAGAAAAUUCUACUUUGGAAACUGAAUUCUGGAAAGCCAAAGCCAAAGAUUUGACUUGGGAAAAUUUGCAACUACAAAUGAAACUACAUUUGGCUGAAUCUAAUAAUAAAUAAAUGGAAAAAAGCUUUGUUUUCAUCAAUCAUCAUCAUUUUUAAUUUAUAUCUUCUGAUGUUUAUAAUUCGUGAUUUGUAAAAAAAAAAUAUGCAAAAAAUAAAAAUUUUUCCAAAAAUUA
Molecule: messenger RNA, 1063 nt
Organism: Dermatophagoides farinae (American house dust mite)
Lineage: Eukaryota; Metazoa; Arthropoda; Arachnida; Sarcoptiformes; Pyroglyphidae
Source: RefSeq, a predicted model, not a curated record